This is a messenger RNA of Salmo salar (Atlantic salmon), 8238 nucleotides long. Its product is annotated as rho guanine nucleotide exchange factor 28. Gene Ontology annotation, molecular function: guanyl-nucleotide exchange factor activity. Gene Ontology annotation, biological process: regulation of Rho protein signal transduction. Lineage: Eukaryota; Metazoa; Chordata; Actinopteri; Salmoniformes; Salmonidae. The record is from RefSeq and is a predicted model, not a curated record.
UGUUUGUCUUUCAAGAUGAUCUGAGGCGGGCACUCCUCUCUACUCUGUUUCUCUCUCUUUCCUUCUCCUUUAGUCAUUUUUAUCCCUCAGUCACUCGUUCCUCCUCCCCUCAUGUUCUGGUCUCUCCCCCUCUCUGCUGAGCAUGGUGGGUGAGUGAGGAAAAAGGAAAAAAAGAGAGACUGGACGGGAGAGGGUAGGAUAGAGUGAGGGUUGGGGAAGAAGGGAGAAAAAAGAGAAAAGGAGGAGAAGAAGGAAAGAGAGACUGGACGGGAGAGGGUAGGUUAGAGCUAGGGUUGGGGAAGAAGGGAGAAACAAGAUAAAAUAAGGAAAUAAAGAGAGACUGGACAGGAGAGGGUAGGAUAGAGCUAGGGUUGGGGAAGAAGGGAGAAACAAGAUAAAAUAAGGAAAUAAAGAGAGACUGGACAGGAGAGGGUAGGAUAGAGUGAAGGCUGGAGAAAAAAAUGAAAAGAAGGAAAGAAAGAGAGACUGGACAGGAGAGGGUAGGAUAGAGCGAAUGUUGGGGAAGAAGGAGAAAAAAGAGAAAAAGAUGAGAAGGUGAGAAAGAGAGACAGGACGGGAUAGGGUAAGAUAGAGUGAGGGUUAGGGAAGAAAAGGAAAAUAAGAAAAGGAGGAAGAGAAGGUGAGAAAGAGCGACUGGAUGGGAGACGGUAGGAUAGAGCGAGGGUUGGGGAAGAAGGGAGAAAAAAGAGACAAGGAGGAAGAGAAUGAAAGAGAGGCUGGAUGGGAGAGGGUAGAAUAGAGUGAGGGUUGGGGAAGAAGGGAUAAAAAAGAGAAAUGGAGGAGGAGAAGGCGAGAAAGAGAGACUCGACGGGAGAGGGUAGGAUAGAGCGAAGGUUGGGGAAGAAAAGGAGGUGGAGAAGGCAAGAACGCAAGAGAAAAAAGAGACAAAGAAAGCAGUCUCGAUAUGCUAGAUGAUUUGGAGUUUUGAUGGGGACAGGGUAGAAGGGGCGUUUGGAGUCGGAGACGGGGGAGGGGGAGUUGUAGGAACAUGCUGGCUUACUGCUGAUGUGAGUGUCUGCACUCUGCUGAGACUCAGACGGAGUAAACUAGCACAACAUCAGUCCAACCAAGACUCCUGAACUGAAGAACACACUGAAUGUACAAGAGAUAGUCAGGAAUAUCCAACCUGGAGGAAAAUUGAAGUUCAGUAAAAUAUGUUUCUUUUUUAAAUUAAAAACAAAGGUGUUUUGGUGUUAAAGCCUUGGUCAGGCAGCAGGGUGCUCUGAGACUCAUAGACGAAACACAGAGUCAUGGAUUCAUACUCUGACUCUCCUUUUAACUACUCCUGGCCCUCUUUCCCCAAGACGAGCAUACGCAAGAAGAUGGACAAGCAAGAGAAGAGCCAGUCAAUGACGAGGGCCCAGGCUCUGUCCUCUACUCUGGCUGCUGCCUCCAGACUCUCAGCCAUGAUCCACCAACCAGGGAAGGACCAGGUGUAUGCCAAAGCCAUGCUGGUGGACCAGGUGGAUGACCUGGAUAUAAAGUACCGUUCUCCAGUGGAGGAGGAGGUGAGCUCUGUGCCACAGAGGAACAGCCCUGCCUGGGACUCCUUCUUUGGAAGUCUCCCUGGCUCCACGGCUCCUCACAGGGACCAGGCCUUCCCCCUUCCUUCCUCUCCCUUGGCCUACCCCUUUCCUUUCUCUGGUGGUGGUCAUAGGGGGAGGAUCCAGCCGUCCAUCUCCCUCUCCUCUGGGCUCAGUCACAGAGGAACCAGUCGGCCUGAGAAGACCUGUGCACUGAGUUCCAGUCUGGAACCAGUAGAGUGUGACAGUUGGGAGGAGGACACCCUGUGCCAGUCUCCCCCCUCCCUCCCCAACUUCUCAUUUCCCUGGCAACGCUCUGACCUGCAAACUAGCUCUGGGGACGAGAGGGACUCCUUUGACAACUUGUUGGACUUCAACCGUACACACUCUAACAGUUCACACACACCUUCCAAGGAUCAGUCAGACCCACAGCUUCGUCUGCGCUCUUACUCCUACUCCUCCCCCAAGGCCCAGCUUUCACGCCCCCUGUUCACCAGAGAUGCAGCGAUCUCCGACCUGACAGAUGAGCAUAGAGACUUCAACUUGACUGAGACACCCAGAGAGAAGAGGGAUGUGGGUUUCCGUAAGAGGGCCCAGUCUGCUGAGGACAAAGGCAGCUCGUCAUCAUCACUCCAACACCUCACCCUCUCAGAGUUCCUCAAAGAGAUUGAGGACGAGGAGUGGGAUAAAUACAUAAUUCCCUCCAAGGUUGAGUCAGAGAAAUACAAAGUCAGCAGAACCUUCAGCUUCCUGAAGAGCAGGAUGUCCAGCCCACGUAACAAGAUCAAGGUGAAGGAGGGAAAAGAGAAGACUGGAAAGGAGAAGACAGGAGCAACUAACGUACUACACCAGUUUGUGCCAGUCUCUCCCUCAGGACCCUCUGGGCUGUCUGUAUAUGUGGCCUGUGACAAACCUGUCCCUGAGAAAGAGUUGCUGCAGUGUACCAACUGCUCUCUGAGUGUCCAUAAGGGCUGUCAUGACUCGGCUGCAGCCUGUUGGAAGAGGCCUCUGGAGAAGAAUGUGGCGAUGUUAAAGACCAAAUCUCUCCCACACAUGAUGAGGGAGGGUUCCCCUGCCUCCCUCACCUCUUCCUCCUCCCUCCUCACCAUGCUGCCCCGAGGCAGAAAAUAUAUGACUGCUCCCCUAUCUAAGAGUCCCUCUGAGUCUACAGACAGGAGGCUGAGGGAUCCUGUGGGGGUCAGUGUGGCCAGUGACGUGUGGAACAGCUGCUCCCUUAAUGAAGAGGCGGUACAGGUCACAGGGACCGUCCCAUCCAUAGACCACCAUCUCACCACACAGGAGUCGGUCGACACCCCCCUGCUCAGUGACCUAUCGGCUGACCUGUUGGGGUUUGAGGUGGAGUCCUGGAGUCUGGCCGUCACAACUGAGUUCUGCAGAAAACACGACAAACACACCGUAAAACGUCAGGAUGUCAUCUACGAGCUGAUGCAGACAGAGUUGCACCACAUCCAGACACUGACGGUGAUGUCUGAGGUGUUUCGUCGAGGGAUGCUGGAUGAGCUCCAACUGGACUGGGAGUGUGUGGCUCGCAUCUUUCCCUGUCUGGAUCCUCUCCUGCUCUUCCACAGGAAUCUCUUCGGAUCUCUACAGGAGCGGCGAUACGCUUCAGCCCAGCCCGGACACCCACACAACUACUGCAUCCACAGUAUAGGGGAUAUACUGUUGCAACAGUUCUCAGAAGACAAUGCUGUGAAGAUGAAGCAAGUGUACGGAGAGUUUUGUAGUCACCACACGGAGGCUGUCAAAGUCUUCAAAGAGCUGCAGCAGCAGAACAAGAAGUUCCAGGUGUUUGUCAAACAACAGAGUAACAACUCUCUGGUCAGAAGAAGGGAGGUGCCAGAGUUCAUCCUGUUAGUGACUCAGCGCAUCACCAAGUACCCUGUACUACUGGAAAGGAUACUGCACUAUACACCCGAGGGCAGUGAGGAGCACACUGAGCUGUCGCGGGCACUCACUCAUGUGCGUGACAUCAUCACUGCAGUGGACAUGAGUGUGAGUGAGUACGAGAAAGCCCAGGAGCUGCAGGAGGUGUUGAGUCGCGUGGAGAACAAGAGCCUGGCCAAGCUGAAGAGCGGCGAGGUGUUCCGCAAGGACGACCUGCUAGGAAAACACCAACAGAGGGCGCUACAGCACAAAGGACUUGUCUACUGGAAAACUGCUACGGGAAGACUGAAAGACACCCUGGCUCUGCUGCUGACUGAUGUCCUGGUGUUCCUGCAGGAGAAGGACCAGAGACUCAUAUUUGCUGCCGUGGACCAGAAGCCCCCAGUCAUCCCCCUGCAGAAGCUAAUUGUGAGAGAGGUAGCCAAUGAGGAGAGAGGGAUGUUCCUAAUCUCUGCCUCCUCAGUGGGGCCUGAAAUGUACGAGGUUCACACCUCCUCGAAAGAAGAGAGGAACGCCUGGAUGAGACACAUACGACGGGCCGUAGAGAGUUGUCCUGAGGAGGAGGAAGAGAGAAGUGUUGAGACUGAGGUCAGACGGAACACUGAGCUGAGAGUUCAGAAGAUCUACAAACUCCAAGACACCCUGGCAAGACAGGACCAGCGUAUCUGCAGUGGUCUGGAGGAGAAGCUACAGCUGUAUGCCGAGCUGACAGAGUUAACCCUUCAUACGCCAGAGCCCCUGCCACAGCACCACCUACUGGUCCAACCAGACCCUGAAGCUCAGAUGCCACCGCAGACCACUGCACUACUCACAGCUGCACUCAAAGAGGCGGAGAAGCUGAUGUCUACCCUGCAGGCCAGUGAGGCCCCCACUGAGCCCAGCCACAGCCCCCUUGUCAGAGUCCCAGAGUACUGCAGCUACAACAGCCAUUGCAGGAUCCAGGAUUCACCCACUGAGUUGGACUAUCUGAGCACGCUCAGUGUGAGCUCGGCCUCUCUGGUGUCGGAUGGCGAGUGGGCAGGGCCAGACACCAUCUUGUGGCACUCUAGAACCGAGCUGAGGAGAAGAGACACCAAUGGAACACCAAUGAAGGUGGCAGAGAGUGUCCAGAGCCUGACCCAGCUGCUCUACAGUCUGCAGGCAGCUGUGACCAUCCAGGACAGCUGCUAUGAAGUUCAAAAGCUCCUCCUAUUGGAGCUAGAGCACCCGCUCCCAGACACCCCCUCCUGUCUCCAUGGCAAUGGGGCCCAGGGGCAGGAGAAACAGCGGAAUGCUGAGAAGAAAAAGGAGGAGGUAGAAAGGAGGAGUGUGGAAAGGAGGAGAGAGGAGGUGGAGGGGAUUCAGAAGCUACAGGGGAGGCUGAGACAGGACCAGCAGCGUUGGGAGAGAGAGUGUCUGGCCAGGGAGAGACAACAGAGGGAGCAGGUGAAUCUGUUGGCGCAGCGUGAGCGACAGUGCCACCUGGAGGCUGAGAGCCUGCGCCACAAGCAGGAAGAGCUGGAGCAGCAACUGUUGGAGUACCAGCAGAACCUAGAGAGGCUGAGGGAGGGUCAGAGGAGCAUGGAGAGGGACAGGGACAGGGUUGAAGCCGAGCACAGGCUGCUCCAGAGCUGGAGACACAACCGCCAGAGCUCCCUGCCUAUUAUGAUAUCGCUGGACCUGGACCAGGUGUCCAACCACAGUCGGUCAGGCAGCCUGGACGGCAACGAGGAUGCUCUUCUCCAUUCCCUCCAACAGAAUCGUCUCCACCACAACCAGCACCAGAGCCUCCACUCUGGCCUGAGAAAGAGCCAGGAUAGCCCCAAUCACAGCCCCAUCCAUAGCCCCAACCUGAGCCUCAGGCCCAGCCUCUAUAACAGCCUCAACACUCUGCUCAGCCAGGCCCACAGUAAACCAUCCACAGAAUCACUGACACACCAACACUAUGCUCACCACCAGCACAGCCACCUCCAGUCAGGAAGCUCCCCAAACAACCCCUUUAGGAGCAGGUUCACUACAGGUCAUGAGGGGCCCAACAACAACAAUUUCAGCCCUCCUCGGGACAGGCUGACCCUGGGGUUGUUGGGAUCAUUGGGGUCAGGGGUCACAGGCCUGGGUCUGUACGAGGAGAACUUCCCCGCCUCGGCAUCCCUCACUCCUCUCCUCACCCCACAGGCCUACUUCUCUUUGAAUGGAAAGAACAGGGAGGAUGGGGGAGAGGAGAACAUUGUGUACCUCUGAGGAAUGACAAGACUGAUGGGCAAGAGUGAUGGGAGAGAAGUGCCAACUGCCUUAUGUACAUCUAUCAAUGUACCCCCGGUCUGCCUUUGUGUGUGUGUGCGUGUAAAUUAUUUUUACAAAAAAAUGGGAAUGCAGGGCUGUAACUAGGGUUUGAGUUUUAGUGAGGACCGGAAGCGACUAAACAAAAAAUAAUUACAUUUUUAGCUGUAUUGUACUGUAUUGUUUGCAUUUUAAUGUAGGCCUUUAGGGAAGAUAUGCCAUUUGAAUGUUUAUACUGAAACAUUUAAGUUCAUAGCUUGUUUGAUAAGAUUAGUACAGAUUUUCUCAGGGGACCCCACUUUGGGCCUUGACCCCAACUUUAGGAACCACUGUACUAACCUCCCCCUCUGCUUGCUCCCUCUCUUAUCUGCUUCCGCCUUGCAGCCUACCAUCGCUGUCUGUAUCAGUAGCUUACUUUAUAAAGCAAAGUUAUAACUUAGUAUUUUUUUUUCUCCUGCUGAGGUAGGCUCCAUUUAACAUUAGCUUCUUACUUCAUCCUUCCAGCUGGCUGAGGAAAACUAGCCAGAGCCCUUCAACUUACUGCAAUAAAUCUCCACCAGCAGAUGGCCACCUGACUGACAUAUCUAUAAGCGACUAUUUACCAGUUGUGCACUCAUUCUCUGAGAAUCGUUUUUUGUUUGGGGGAUGUCUGUAGACACGGCUGGAGUGCGAGACAGUUAAAUUGCCUUUAGUCCGGCAUCUCGCAACACUGUCAACAUUGUCUCUAGACUAGUUUCCUAUUCAGCCGAUUGCAAGCUGGGGUAGUAUAAUUUCACGUCGCUCUCGGCAUGUGCCGCGAACGGGCAGAGUUAACCGCUUGAGAGAGUGGAGAAUGUGCUGCUAAAAAGGCAAAUCCAGGCGUACAUAAUGGAAAACCACUGUUCAUGAUUCCACUCAUUCACAAAGUGGCAGGCGUGAUUGGAACUCAGUCAGAUCAAUGAUAUAAGCAUUCUGAGCUUUGAUCAACGCUGGGAGCAAUAUUUAGAUGUUGACCCUUAAUAGAUCUUUAUACACUGAGUAUACCUGUAAUAAUGGAGCUGUGAGUCGGGAAGCAGGUGCAGUUGAAACGUUUAAUAAAACAGCAAAACAUUUCCAUAUGGCUACACUCCGGUACACAAGAAUAAUACCAACUGGUGAGUGAACAUUGAAGAGUGACUUAAAGGGGAGGAAAUUAUGAAUGAAGUCCAGGUGUGAAUCAUAAAGGAUUAACAGGUGCGCGUAAUGAUGAGUGCCAGGUGUGCGUAAAUGAUGAGUCCCAGGACCAGUGGUUAGUAUUCCAACGACGUCAUGCACCAGAGGGGAGGAGCAGAUGUGACAGUACCCCCCCCCUGACGUGCGGCUCAAGCCGCAGGAUGACGCCGACCAGAGGGAGGACCCCGAGGAAUCGGGGGGGUCCGAGCGGCAAAAGUGGAAAUCACAGAUGAUGUUGGGGUCCAGAAUGUCCACCGCUCCUCUGGGCCAUACCCCUCCCAGUCCACCAGAUACUGGGGGACAGUAUCAGCUAGGGGACCACAGGCCUGAGAAGGGAGACAUGAAGAGGGGGAGAUACGAUAGUGACUGGGUAGUUGUAACCUGUACAUCACCUUGUUGGCCCUCCGGAGAACCUUGAACGGCUCCACAAACGGGGGGCUCAGUUUCUUGCCUCCCACCUUGUAGUGGGAGGUUCCUGGUAGAGAGCCAGAUACUUUCUCCAGGAUGGUACACAAGGGUCUCACUGCAUUGGCGGUCUGCCUGUUCCUUCUGACGGUGGACAGUGCGCCGGGGUCUCACGUGCGCAUUGCUCCACGUACCGGAACUACUCAUCUACCACAGGAGCCGCGGUCUGGCCCACGGGGCCAGGGCCGGCUGGAAACCCAAAACACACUGGAAGGGGGUCAACCCAGUGGAGGAGUGACAUAGGGUGUUCUGGGCGUAUUCGGCCCAGGGAAGGAAUCGUGCCCACUCACCCUGGUCCUAACAGUGGCUCCUUAGGAACCUCCCCAGCUCCUGAUUCAUCCUCUCCACCUGCCCGUUGGACUGAGGCCGAUCCCCGGAAGUGAGGCUAAGAAGGCCCUCCAUUCUCGUGAUGUGAAUUGGGUGCCACUGUCAGAGACGAUGUCCUCAGGAAGGCCAUAAUGUCAGAAGACCUGCUGGAAGAGUGCCUCAGCGACCUGGAGAGCAGUGGGGAGACCAGGAAGAGGGCUUAAUCAAUAGGACUUGGAAAAUAUAUCCACUACCACUAGAAUGGUGGUGAAACCAUCAGAAGGGGGACGAUUGGUUACAAAGUCAAUGGAUAGAUGUGACUAAGGUCACUGAGGCACGUGAAACAGCUGGAGCUUACCUGCUGGAGUAUUCCGGGGGACUUGGUUUGAGCACAUAUGGAACAGGAGUUGACAUACCGAGUGACAUCCUGCAUCAAGGUGGGCCACCAAUACUUCUCAGCGAUGGAGGGAUGGUGCGAGAAAUACCUGGAUGUCCAGCGACGAUAGCUGUGUGUGCCCAGGUCAGCAGCUGAUCCCUUAUCCCUGUGGGAAUGUAGAUGCGCUCGGGA